Molecule: messenger RNA, 429 nt
Organism: Rotaria sp. Silwood1
Lineage: Eukaryota; Metazoa; Rotifera; Eurotatoria; Philodinida; Philodinidae
Source: the annotation of a GenBank genome assembly
AUGAAUCGAGGACAUAAUCCAAGUGUUCAUCCAGCUGUUGUCAAACAACAAUAUGAUCCACAUAAUGUAUGGGAUUUUGAAAAUCAAUGGCGUACAGAAUUAUUUUCUUGUAAACCAACGGGUCAAUGCUGUUUUGCUUGUUUCUGUUGCUGUUGUAUGGGAUGCAAAUUGGCUAAACAUUUAGGAGAAUCAGCAAUUCUUGGUUGUUGUCCAUGUUCAUUACCAUAUUUUCGUACCAAACUGCGAACAGCAAGACGUAUUGAAGGUGGCUGUUGUGGUGAUUUUUGUGCAUCAAAUUGUUGCCCAGCAUGUACAGCUAAUCAAAUGGCAAAUGAACUUGAAUCGCAAGGAUUAUGGGAUCCACCAAAAACAAGAAAAACUCAUCCUCGAAAUGAUCGUUCAAACCGUCGUAAUAGUGGCGAUUAUUAA